Pararge aegeria (speckled wood butterfly) is the source of this 2542-nucleotide messenger RNA. Its product is annotated as protein HID1. The record is from RefSeq and is a predicted model, not a curated record. The transcript is spliced from 17 exons. Bases 55 to 2436 code for a protein of 793 amino acids. NCBI's taxonomy places the organism in Eukaryota, Metazoa, Arthropoda, Insecta, Lepidoptera, Nymphalidae. Gene Ontology annotation, cellular component: Golgi medial cisterna; Golgi trans cisterna; membrane.
UAGACGUAUGGUGGAAAUGAUUAAAUAGUGUUCUAAAAUAAAUUAAUAACAGUAAUGGGCAACGCGGACACGAAAUUAAACUUUAGGAAAGCUGUUAUUCAGCUGACAUCAAAAACGCAGCCUGUCGACGCGUCUGAUGAGAUAUUCUGGGAUCAGUUCUGGUCGGAGAGCGUAACUAAUGUGCAGGAUGUGUUCGCUUUGGCGCCUGGGGCAGAGAUACGCGCUUUGCGAGAGGAGUCUCCCAACAACCUUGCUACACUUGUAUACAAAGCAGUAGAAAAGCUGGUGAAAAUUGUUGACAGCAGCUGUAGAACGCAGCGUGAACAACAGACUGCACUGAACUGCGCACGGCUGUUGACGCGAGUGCUACCAUACAUGCUGGAGGAGCCGGAGUGGCAUAGCUUCUUCUGGUCAUCACUGCCUGCUGCUGCUGAAAAUGAAUCUGUGCCCCUCGCGCAGUCACUUAUCAAUGCUAUUUGUGAUCUCCUGUUCUGUCCAGACUUCACAGUAGUAAGCACCAAGAGAUCCGGUCCGGAGCGCGCCGAAGAGCUGUCCUCGCUGGACAGCUGCGAGUACAUCUGGGCGGGCGGCGUGGGAUUCGCGCGCAGCCCGCCGCGCUGCGCGCAGCACGAGGCGGCGCGCACCGAGCUGCUGCGGCUGCUGCUCACGUGCUUCAGCGAGACCGUGUACAAGCCCGCCAGCCAGGCCGCCACGCACCACAACAGAUGGAUCGCGUAUCUGACAAGUCCGGAGAACCGGCACGCCUUACCGCUGUUCACCUCCCUACUGAACACCGUGUGCUCUUACGACCCCGUGGGGCUGGGACUGCCCUACAACCACUUGCUGUUUGCGGACACUGUGGAGCCGCUGGUCGAGGUCGCCCUCCAAGUCCUGAUAGUUACAUUGGAUCACGACACAAGUAAUGCAGUCAACGAGGAUUCAGAUGAGAGGCUCCCAGACAACUUAUUCAUUAACUACCUGUCACGAAUACACCGGGACGAGGACUUCCAGUUCGCGCUCCGCGGGGUGACCCGACUCCUCAACAAUCCACUGCAGCAGACCUACUUGCCCAACUCCAGCAAGAAGGUCGCUUUGCAUCAGGAACUGCUGGUUUUGUUCUGGAAAUGCUGCGAUUAUAACAAGAAAUUCAUGUACUACGUGUUGAAAAGCAGCGAUGUCCUAGAAGUGUUAGUGCCGAUUUUGUAUCAUCUGAACGACUCACGUGCUGAUCAGUCUCGGGUAGGUCUGAUGCACAUUGGAGUGUUUAUCCUGCUACUGCUGUCCGGGGAGCGGAACUUUGGGGUGCGUCUGAACAAGCCCUACACGGCCACGGUGCCCAUGGACAUCCCGGUGUUCACGGGCACGCACGCUGACCUGCUGGUGGUGGUGUUCCACAAGAUCAUCACCACGGGCCACCAGCGCCUGCAGCCCUUGUUCGACUGCCUGCUCACCAUCCUGGUCAAUGUCUCUCCGUACCUGAAGACCCUGUCCAUGGUGUCUUCGACGAAGCUACUGCACCUGCUGGAGGCUUUCAGCACACCUUGGUUCCUGUUCUCGCGGCCGCACCACCACCACCUCGUGUUCUUCCUGCUGGAGAUGUUCAACAACAUGAUACAGUAUCAGUUCGAUGGCAACUCAAACCUGGUGUACACGAUUAUCCGCAAACGCGCCGUGUUUCACAACCUCGCCAACUUGCCACACGAACACGCCGCCAUCGCGAGAUCGCUUGCCGCUGCCAAGGGAAAGGGACUCCAUAACACCACCAAAGCUUUACCAAGAUCUCGCAGUGCAGAGUCGGUGGCCGAAGCCGCCAUGGAAGGCUCCCGGCCCGCGCAACCCGCUGAGCCGGGCACCCUCAACGCUACACUCCCCGACACUCCAGCCAUCGCGACGAUGACGGAGCGAGAGUCAGCGCAUCCGCCGGCUCGCGAGCAGUUGUUGCCGCGUCGCUCCGGUGGCGACGGCGAGGACCGCAGCCCCGAGCGGCAUCGCGACGACGACGACGACGAAGACGACGACGACAAAACCACCCACGCAAUAGCACAUAAAGAGAGUCUACGGGUCGGGUCGGACGGUGCGGCGCAGGAGGUCGCGGACGAGUGGCGGCCCAGCGGCGAGUGGGUGGCGACUUGGCGUGGCCGCCUGCCGCUACAGACCAUCAUGCGGCUGCUACAGGUGCUGGUGCCGCAGGUGGAGAAGAUCUGCAUCGACAAGGGGCUGACGGACGAGUCGGAGAUCCUGCGAUUCCUACAGCACGGCACGCUUGUGGGGUUGUUGCCCGUGCCACACCCCAUCCUCAUCCGCAAGUACCAGGCCAACGCGGGCACGGCCGCCUGGUUCCGCACCUACAUGUGGGGCGUUAUAUACAUACGGAACGUGGACCCGCCGAUAUGGUACGACACUGACGUGAAACUGUUCGAGAUUCAACGGGUAUGAUCGUAGACCACGCCGACGAGUACCGGCGACGACUUAGCGGCUUCCCCCUAACUAUGGAGGGUAGAGGUAAGGAGAGUCAUCUUAUAUGGGAGAAAAGUUGAAAAAG